AUGUCGUCCAUCCUGCCUUUCACUCCCCCGAUCGUGAAGCGCCUGCUGGGCUGGAAGAAGGGUGAGCAGAACGGGCAGGAGGAGAAAUGGUGCGAGAAGGCGGUCAAGAGCCUGGUCAAGAAACUCAAGAAGACGGGGCAGCUGGACGAGCUGGAGAAGGCCAUCACCACGCAGAACGCCAACACCAAGUGCAUCACCAUCCCCAGUAGUUGCCCUGAGGUUUGGAGUCCCAGUUCCCUCCUAUCUCUGGGUCAGUGGCAAACCACAGAGCUUUUUAAUUUUAGCCAUUCCAAUAAGUCCCUGGAUGGCCGGUUGCAGGUGUCCCAUCGGAAAGGGCUCCCUCAUGUCAUCUACUGCCGCCUGUGGCGAUGGCCGGACCUGCACAGCCACCACGAGCUGCGGGCCAUGGAGCUGUGUGAGUUCGCCUUCAAUAUGAAGAAGGACGAGGUCUGCGUGAAUCCCUACCACUACCAGAGAGUAGAGACACCAGUUCUACCUCCUGUGUUGGUGCCACGCCACACAGAGAUCCCGGCCGAGUUCCCCCCACUGGACGACUACAGCCAUUCCAUCCCCGAAAACACUAACUUCCCCGCGGGCAUCGAGCCCCAGAGCAAUAUUCCAGAGACCCCACCCCCUGGCUACCUGAGUGAAGAUGGAGAAACCAGUGACCACCAGAUGAACCACAGCAUGGACGCAGGUUCUCCAAACCUAUCCCCGAAUCCGAUGUCCCCAGCACAUAAUAACUUGGACCUGCAGCCAGUUACCUACUGCGAGCCGGCCUUCUGGUGCUCCAUCUCCUACUACGAGCUGAACCAGCGCGUCGGGGAGACGUUCCACGCCUCGCAGCCAUCCAUGACUGUGGACGGCUUCACCGACCCCUCCAAUUCGGAGCGCUUCUGCCUAGGGCUGCUCUCCAACGUCAACAGGAAUGCAGCAGUGGAGCUGACGCGGAGACACAUCGGAAGAGGCGUGCGGCUCUACUACAUCGGAGGGGAGGUCUUCGCAGAGUGCCUCAGUGACAGCGCUAUUUUUGUCCAGUCUCCCAACUGUAACCAGCGCUAUGGCUGGCACCCGGCCACUGUCUGCAAGAUCCCACCAGGAUGCAACCUGAAGAUCUUCAACAACCAGGAGUUUGCUGCCCUCCUGGCCCAGUCCGUCAACCAGGGCUUUGAGGCUGUCUACCAGUUGACCCGAAUGUGUACCAUCCGCAUGAGCUUCGUCAAAGGCUGGGGAGCAGAGUACAGGAGACAGACUGUGACCAGUACCCCCUGCUGGAUCGAGCUGCACCUGAAUGGGCCUUUGCAGUGGCUUGACAAGGUCCUCACCCAGAUGGGCUCCCCAAGCAUCCGCUGUUCCAGCGUGUCUUAGAGACAUUAAGUGUGGUAGGGGAGGGCGGGCUUGGGGGAAACGGCCAUGCAGGAGGUGGAGAAAAUUGGAACUCUACUCAACUCAUUGUUGUCAAGGAAGAAGAAAUCUUUCUCCCUCAACUGAAGGGGUGCACCUACCUGUUUUCGGAAACACACGAGCAAACCCAGAGGUGGAUGUUAUGAACAGCUGUGUCUGCCAAACACAUUUACCCUUUGGCCCCACUGUGAAGGGCAGGAAAUGGCGUCUGCUCUGGUGGCUUAAGUGAGCAGAACAGGUAGUAUUACACCACCGGCCCCCUCCCCCCAGGCUCCUUUUUUGAGUGACAGCUUUCUGGGCUGUCACGGUCCAACCAGAAACGCCCCUCUGUCUAGGACUGCAGUGUGGAGUUCACCUUGGAAGAGCGUUCUAGGUAGGAGGAGCCCGCAGGGGCCAUGCGGACCUCACGCCCAGCUCUCUGAUGUUUGUGACGGUGCCUCUUCCAAUGAACAUUCCCAGCCCAGCCCCAGCACUCCAGCAGACCCUGCCCCUCGUGAGCUGGAUAGACCUGGGGUGGGGAGGGAGGGAGUUUGUCUCCCUCCCCUCUCAGAACGUACUGAUUGGAAGGCGCGUGUUCAGCAGAACCUGCACACAGGACAGCGGGAAAAAUUGAUGAGCACCACCUCUUUAAAAACUCACAUGCGUUUGUCCUUUUUCACUUUGAAAAGUUGGAAGGAUCUGCUGAGGCCCAGUGCGUAUGCAGUGUAUAGUGUCUAUUAUCACAUUAAUCUCAAAGAGAUUCGAAUGAUGGUAAGUGUCCUCAUGAAGCAGGAGGCCCCUGUCGUGGGACGGCGUUUGGUCUCAGGCAGCACCGCACUGGGCGCGUCUCCAGUCAUCUGUAAGAGCUCGCUCCAGAUUCUGAUGCAUACGGCUAUAUUGGUUUAUGUAGUCAGUUGCAUUCAUUAAAUCAACUUUAUCAUAUGCUCUUUUAAA
This is a messenger RNA of Mandrillus leucophaeus (drill), 2337 nucleotides long. It is a transcript of the gene SMAD3, whose product is annotated as SMAD family member 3. NCBI's taxonomy places the organism in Eukaryota, Metazoa, Chordata, Mammalia, Primates, Cercopithecidae. Bases 1 to 1368 code for a protein of 455 amino acids. Gene Ontology annotation, molecular function: RNA polymerase II cis-regulatory region sequence-specific DNA binding; DNA-binding transcription factor activity, RNA polymerase II-specific; I-SMAD binding. The transcript has 12 exons. The record is from RefSeq and is a predicted model, not a curated record. Gene Ontology annotation, cellular component: heteromeric SMAD protein complex. Gene Ontology annotation, biological process: cell differentiation; SMAD protein signal transduction; regulation of transcription by RNA polymerase II.